Molecule: messenger RNA, 1905 nt
Organism: Phaedon cochleariae (mustard beetle)
Lineage: Eukaryota; Metazoa; Arthropoda; Insecta; Coleoptera; Chrysomelidae
Source: the annotation of a GenBank genome assembly
UUUGAUCAAGUGGAGUUGCAAAGUGCUAAUGGUGACAGUUUUAAUAAAUAAAAUAGAAUUAGGAAACCAUCAAAUUGUGAAAAAAUGUCUCAUUUUCACAAGGUAGAAGUAAACAAGACAGUUUGGGAAGUUCCGGAGAGAUAUCAAGCCCUUCAAGCAGUUGGAUCCGGUGCAUAUGGACAAGUUUGUUCUGCAUUGGAUACUGUAACUAGUAAAAAGGUAGCAAUAAAGAAACUAGCCCGUCCAUUUCAGACUGCAGUACAUGCUAAACGAACCUACAGAGAAUUAAAAUUACUCAAGCACAUGAGGCAUGAAAAUGUCAUCGGGUUGCUGGAUGUAUUUUACCCCAGGCAUGAUAACAGCCAGAUAUAUUUAGUGACACAUCUCAUGGGAGCUGAUUUGAAUAAUAUAAUAAGAACUCAGAAGCUAACUGAUGAUCAUGUACAAUUUUUAGUAUAUCAAAUUCUACGAGGCUUGAAAUACAUUCAUUCUGCAGGGGUUAUUCACAGAGAUUUGAAACCAUCGAAUAUAGCAGUUAAUGAAGAUUGUGAGCUGAAAAUAUUAGAUUUUGGCCUUGCUAGGCCUACAGAAACUGAAAUGACUGGAUAUGUAGCUACUAGGUGGUACAGAGCCCCAGAAAUUAUGUUAAACUGGAUGCACUACAACCAAACUGUUGAUAUUUGGUCUGUUGGGUGUAUCAUGGCAGAAUUACUAACUGGAAAAACCCUGUUUCCUGGAACAGACCAUAUUCAUCAGCUGAACCUCAUUAUGGAAAUUUUAGGCACACCAAGUGAUGAAUUCCUGAAAAAAAUAACAUCAGAAAGUGCUAGAAGUUACAUAAAAUCGCUCGCAGUACUACCUAAGAAAGACCUGCACUCGUACAUUGUCGGUGCUAAUCCAUUAGCUGUAGAUCUUCUCGGCCUAAUGUUAGAGCUAGAUAGCGAGAGACGUAUUACCGCCGAACUAGCCCUAGCACAUCCUUACCUGGGUGCCUAUGCAGAUCCGCAUGAUGAGCCAAUAUCGGCGCCUUAUGAUCAAAGCAUCGAAGAUAUGAAUUUACCAGUGGAAAAAUGGAGAGAAUUGGUGCUACAAGAAGUCAAUUCUUUUGUUUAUAUUUCUCCUCUGAAUGAGGAGAAAUAAUAUUUGGAUUGAAGGUACUAAAACGAAUAUUGAUUUGAUUAUUGUUAUAUUGUAAUUGAUUUUCAAUUGAUUGAUCCAUAAUAUUGAUGUUAAUUUUUUCAGUUAUCAAAAAUUGUAUAGGAGGGAUGUUGUUUUUGGAGGAAUUUUAUUGAGUACCUACUUAUGUGAUGAUCUUUUUCUAAAAUUUAUAACCUAUGGAAUAUUAUUUAAUUAACGUAAAUAAUUUACCCUAACGAAAACUAAUUGUUAUACUGAUGAAAUUCCAUUCAAAAAAAAUUUAAUUUAAAUUUUUAUGAUGUACAAAUUUUUUUAUAGCAAUAUCAUUAUUGAGGAACAAUGAUUCCUAUAUACAGGGCGUCCUUGGUUAUCCUACAACUUCGAUUAGAAAACCAUACUUAGGGUAUUUUUGUCCACUAGAAUUAUUUGCUAGUUCAUAAUAAGUAUUUUUGUCUCAAAGUUGUAGGAUAAAGACACAGCCAGUAGCCGACCUUAAACACGACCCUGUAUACGAUUGUAAAUGUUGAUAGAUAUCGAUGGAAUAUAAAGAACAAACAUUCAUAUAUAUAUAUUUUAGCAAUGUUUUCUUGUGAAAUAUGCAUUGGUUUGAAGAUGUUGAUAAUUUUUGGAGUAAUUUUCUCAAGAAUUCAGGAUUCAUGUCAUCAUGUCAUGUUCACUUUCUAACCCAUAUAUAAACUUAUUUAACGAGAAUAAUUUAUCCUAAUAAGUUAUGGUUCUAAUGAAGAGAAUAAAUUGAUUUGAAAAGUG